AUGGUGCUGAAAGGGAUUAAUAAGGAACUUAGUGAUUUGGCCCGUGACCCUCCAGCAUACUGCUCUGCAGGUCCAGCUGGGGAUAAUAUGUUUCACUGGCAAGCCACAAUUAUGGAAGCUAAUGAAAACCCAUAUCAAGGUGGUGUAUUCCUUUUGACAAUUCAUUUUCCUACAGACUACCCCUUCAAACUACCUAAGGUUGCAUUUGCAACAAGAAUUUAUCAUUCAGACAUUAACACUAAUGGCAGCAUUUGUCUCAAUAUUCUAAGAUCACAGUGGUCUCCUCCUUUAAUCGUUUCUAACGUUCUUUCAUCCAUUUGUUCACUGCUAUAUGAUCCAAACCCAGAUGACCCCCUAGUGCCAUAGACUGCAUGGAUCUAUAAAACAGAGAGAGAGAAGUACAAAAGAAUUUCUCAGGAACGGACUCAGAAGUAUGCCAGGUAUGCUACCUUAAAGUCAGAAUAA
This is a messenger RNA of Lagenorhynchus albirostris (white-beaked dolphin), 465 nucleotides long. Its product is annotated as ubiquitin-conjugating enzyme E2 D3-like. The record is from RefSeq and is a predicted model, not a curated record. Gene Ontology annotation, molecular function: ubiquitin conjugating enzyme activity. Gene Ontology annotation, cellular component: nucleus. Gene Ontology annotation, biological process: protein polyubiquitination; ubiquitin-dependent protein catabolic process. Lineage: Eukaryota; Metazoa; Chordata; Mammalia; Artiodactyla; Delphinidae.